UAUUUUAUUUUCUGAAAUUACCCUAAAUUGGUAGAAAAUAGAAAUCUCGACGCAGAACGACCUCAGCUUGACCCUUCACCCUUCUUUACUAACCCUCCUUUGCUUUAAGGCUAUGGCCACUGCCCAAAACGGCACCGUCACAGCAACCACCAUCACCGACGCAAACAAUUCGACUCAGGAACCGGCCACCGCCCUCGGAGCCACGACUGCUGAGAAGAGAUGGCCUGGUUGGCCUGGGGAGUGCGUGUUCCGGCUGAUCGUGCCGAUGGGCAAGGUCGGCAGCAUCAUCGGUCGCAAGGGUGAGCUCGUCAAGAAGACCUGCGAAGACACACGCGCCCGCAUUCGCGUCCUCGACGCCCCUCUCGGCACUCCCGAUCGAGUUGUACUGAUAACUGGGAAGGAAGAGCCAGAGGCAGCUCUUUCCCCUGCAAUGGAUGCUACGAUAAGAAUAUUUAAGCGUAUCUCUGGGUUAUCUGAAACUGACAGUGACAACAAAGGAUCUGCCGGGGUUGUAUUUUGUUCCAUCCGCUUGUUGGUGGCAUCAACACAAGCUGUCAAUUUGAUUGGAAAACAAGGAUCGUUAAUCAAAUCUAUGCAGGAGAGUAGUGGUGCUUCUAUUAGGGUAUUGUCAGCAGAUGAGACGCAAUUUCAUGCUGCUACCACGGAUGAGAGGAUUGUGGAACUUCAGGGAGAAGCCUUGAAAGUCCUUAAAGCUCUGGAAGCAGUGGUUGGCCACCUAAGAAGGUUUUUGGUUGAUCAUAGUGUUCUUCCUCUAUUUGAGAAACCUUACACCGCCCCAACCACACAACCCCAUCAAGCAGAGACCUUGGCCGACAAGUCAUUGCAUAUUGCUUCUCAAACUAGCAUUUUUUCAGAUAUUUCUCUUCCAACGAAAAGGGAUUCUGUCUUUGCUGAUCGUGGAAGUCUUUUGGACUCAUUACUUCCUUCCUCCACUGUGUCUGUCUACGGGCAAGAUUCUUCACUUUCUGCUGUUCGAUCUUCGGCACUUACUCCACUUAGUCGUGCUGCUGCUCCUAUUGUUAGUACGGUAGUACAAACCAUGCAAAUACCAUUGUCAUACGCGGAGGACAUCAUUGGUGUUCAAGGGACUAAUAUUGAAUACAUUCGUCGAACUAGUGGAGCGAUAUUGACUGUGCAGGAGAGCAGGGUGCCUGAUGAAAUUGUUGUGGAAAUAAAAGGCUCCUCAUCUCAAGUUCAGACGGCAGAGCAAUUGAUUCAGGAAGUGAUAAGCAACCACAAAGAUCCUGUUGCAAGCAGUUAUGGAAGAGUAGAUGCAGGUUUGAGGUCUUCGUACGCUGCAGUGGGCGAGACAGGUUUGGGGUCUUCAUACUCUACGGUGGGAGACACAGGUUUGAGGUCUUCAUACGCCACACUGGGCGAUGUAGGUUUGAGGAAUUCAUACUCUACGGUGGGCACUGCAUCACGCCCUGCACCGUCCUUGACUUCACAACCUUACUCAGGUUAUGGAGCUUCUAGUUUAGGAGACUAUAGUACUUUCAGACUUUAAAUUGAUCUCCUUAUGUUUCAAGUGUAGACUCCAUUGGACUAGUUUCUUUGUAAUUGAGUCUGAUUGAAGAGAAUUAAUGCCUGAAUCGAAUGCGACUCAGUUGUAUUAUGAAGCGUCCGAAACGGAUGUUUUAAAGUUGUCUGGUAUUAUCAUCUUGUAUCGUCGGUAGUUUUAAAGGUGGCUUAUAGUUGAGUGUGCCAUGGAAAAAUGUAAUGAUAUUCUAGCCUUUUCUUAACAUUAUUUUGUUGUGUA
Messenger RNA from Arachis duranensis, 1780 nucleotides. RefSeq names its product RNA-binding KH domain-containing protein PEPPER. Gene Ontology annotation, cellular component: nucleus; cytoplasm. Gene Ontology annotation, molecular function: mRNA binding. The record is from RefSeq and is a predicted model, not a curated record. Lineage: Eukaryota; Viridiplantae; Streptophyta; Magnoliopsida; Fabales; Fabaceae. The transcript is spliced from 6 exons. Gene Ontology annotation, biological process: regulation of gene expression. The coding region runs from base 113 to 1528 and encodes 471 amino acids.